Frieseomelitta varia is the source of this 930-nucleotide messenger RNA. It is a transcript of the gene galla-1, whose product is annotated as MIP18 family protein galla-1. Bases 155 to 670 code for a protein of 171 amino acids. Lineage: Eukaryota; Metazoa; Arthropoda; Insecta; Hymenoptera; Apidae. The transcript is spliced from 3 exons. The record is from RefSeq and is a predicted model, not a curated record.
ACUUCCGCGCCAUGAUGACGCACAACUACCGUGCGCUCUGUAUGUCGUUGACCAGAGGUUAAAUGUACCAGUAGUAAUUGCCAGCCAUAACAUAAACAAAUUUCAAUGAUGUGUCGCUGAUCGUUACAAGUGGCCAGGGGGGAACGGGGCAAGAAUGUUGUCAUUUUUACGAAAAAUCUCAAUUGGGGGGAGGAUAAAAGAUGGUGUGCCGACGAGCGACGAGAUGGAGGCUGUUGAAGACUGUUUGGAUGUGAAGAACAGAGGUUUGGUCUCGCAGUCCGACACCGAGCUGAAGGAAUCCGUUUAUGAUUUAUUGAGAACGAUCAAGGAUCCAGAGAAACCUCAAACAUUGGAGCAAUUGGAUGUUGUAUAUGAAGACUGUGUUGAGAUCUUGAGGCAAACUCCCAAGGGAGUUUCUGUCAUUCGCAUUGAAUUCAAUCCGACAGUGCCUCAUUGUUCUCUGGCAACAUUGAUUGGUUUGUGUAUUAGAGUGAAACUAGAACGUCAUUUAGUAGCCCUUUUUAAACUGGAUAUAUUUAUUAAGAAAGGCGCACACUCUACAGAACAAGAAAUAAAUAAACAAAUAAAUGACAAAGAAAGAAUUGCUGCUGCCAUGGAAAACCCUAACUUGAGAGAACUGGUGGAGAAAUGUAUUCAAGAAGAAGAGUGAAAGCCUAGCUCCUCUAUGGUGCAUGGGUUUCAUUAUGUCCAACACUGUUCAUUUGUAGUAGGUUAUUUUUGUACGAUAAUAGUAUGCAAAUAGUAUGCAAACACAACUUUUAUUUUAGUGCAGAAGAUAUCAAAAGGUCACAUUUACUGAAAAGAUCAAUGAAUACUGAUGGAAUUUUACAAUUUAAAACAUUAUUAUAGUUGAUUGUACAAAGUCAAUGGUGCUGUAAAUAUAUAGCAUGGUUCUGUAGUUACUUUAAA